AUGGCUCAUGAUUCAUUAGACGCUACCGAACGCUUCAAGAUCCCUUCAUCAGAUCGCCUCCAUAAACCAAGGAAGCACGCACGCUCAACACAUUUUGAUCAGCAACAAGAAACAACAACUUGGAGCAAAGGCUGUCUAAAGAUAACAACUGUACCAUUCUCCAGCACAAAGAACAUUCGACCUGAGUGGAGAAAACAGUUAGAGAGGUUGGUAGCAGAGAUCAGCCAAAUGAGCCCCGAACAGAAAGAUUUCCCUGAGAACAAAGCUUUGGUCGAAAGCUUGAAACUUAUCGAAGAAUUGGAGCACCAAAACGCAUCGCUAGAGCAGCAUCUAAGGGAUCUUCAGCAACAGUAG
Colletotrichum lupini is the source of this 354-nucleotide messenger RNA. RefSeq lists its product as uncharacterized. The transcript is spliced from 2 exons. NCBI's taxonomy places the organism in Eukaryota, Fungi, Ascomycota, Sordariomycetes, Glomerellales, Glomerellaceae. The coding region runs from base 1 to 354 and encodes 117 amino acids. The record is from RefSeq and is a predicted model, not a curated record.